Molecule: messenger RNA, 3683 nt
Organism: Folsomia candida
Lineage: Eukaryota; Metazoa; Arthropoda; Collembola; Entomobryomorpha; Isotomidae
Product: SET domain-containing protein SmydA-8
Exons: 7
Coding region: 2023-3543 (506 amino acids)
Molecular function (GO): protein binding
Source: RefSeq, a predicted model, not a curated record
ACAGCGUCGUAAUUGACGAGAGCAUAGAGUCAAUCAAAGUCUUGGAUUGAGGACGUGCAUAUUUGCAUGGUUUGACUUUUUGCAACUAUAAACCAGAAUUUACUUCUGAAAAGUGUGAAGGGUAGUGGAUUGAAAGGGUACCUCGUCAAAGCCAUAUUUCUACUUUACACAAGUGUAUUAUUAUCGUAUCGCAUCCACAUAUCUGCAUAUGCUCCACGGGAGAUCUGCUGGACAUGAUCUGGACGUGAAACAAACUGAUCGAACAAUGUAUGCACAUGUACGCACGCAUUAUGCUUUGAGUUCUUGCGAAUCAAGAUGAGUAAGUAUUUAGUAUUCACUUUGGAUUUCUUUCUCGAGUCAUUCAUAGAAAGACGGAAAAUCCCAUUAGGUAAUCUUCUGUAGACUUGCAUAAAGCAACAAUUAGUUAAAAUCCCAUGUUUAUUUCUUACAGUAAUGGUCUCAUAAAAUGUUAUGUUAACUACAAAUCUAAUAAUCUAAUGAUGAUUAACUAAAGUACAUAUAUAAUUGUAGUGGUCCCCAUGAGACGUUAAAUAGAACAGUUGCAUAGGUAUAACCGUAAGCAAGAUCAGUGAGCUAUGAUGUCGUCGAAACGCAUUCAUUAUGCGAUUAAAAGUUUUUUAUUGAGAUAUAAAUUAUGUGUCUCACACAGCUCCCAUGCUUAAAAGGUUGUCAAAUUUGGUAAUAUAUACACUGUAAAAAUAUUUCUUGGUCUUAGAAUUAGAUGAGAACUUUCUGAUUAUCAUCGGCCAGCGGACUCUUAUAGCAUGCUGUAAACUUCACUAAAAUUAUACUCCUCAUUGUUGUCUUCAUCCUACCUACAUGCUGGUUGCAUUUUGGAAAAAAUAGAAACUUGCAAUGUGCUCGAGGUAUAGAUACAUAGUUUGAGAUGGUUCUACUCGUAUAUUAACUUCAAGUAGCUUCAAGUAUUAAAAGUUUGCAGCCGACUUUUAAUAUUACACACCAAACAAAAUUAUUAUUUAUUUCUAGACAGGUGCAUCAAUAUGUUCGUGCCUUGCAGAAUCUCACCGAAAUGCCAAGAAUUUGCAUCAUUAGAGAAACUUGUCGCAUUCAUGCUUUGCAAGCUCUUUGACUUUAUCUAAUAAUAGUAAAAUACUUGUAAAAUGUAUCUGGCAUACAUACAUAUAUUUUAAUAACAGUGUUGCAAAUAGAUAAUAAUGACCUCUUAUUUUAUCAAUAAUUCACCAAUAAUUUACAUGUCUAAAAUUUAUAAUAGUGGGAUAAAGUUGGUCGCAUUGUAAUUGUUUUUGUUGUUUAUCGGCUUAAUUAAACAAAUAAAUAUGUGGGCGACGUGGUUGUUGAGUGAUAAUAUAAAACAGACUUCUAUAAACCAGAGAAAACUGGCCGAGGAGACACAAAAGUUAUGAUUUUCCACGAGAUAAGUGUUAGCGUCGGUGUUCGGUGGGUUAGGACAAGUGCCAAAAGAAUGAAAAGACAUCGUGUUUACUAUGCAUGUCUCUCAACUCCAUAAUGAAUCUAGAGUUAAAGUGUUAUGUUGUGUAAAUUUAGUGUAAUUGGAUCUAAAUAUUGUCUCAUUAGGACAGGAAGCAAAACAUUGUGUGAAAUAUUAGAACAGAAUUUAAUGUAAAAAAGCAACGCUUCCAAUGGAGGAGGAUGUAUCGAGUAUAAACGCACAUAAAAAUGAUACUCAUUGCAUGAGAUAAAAGCACCCGUCUGCAAUUAGCUUUUCUCUAUGAAACAACAAGGUCGGGCUUUACAUUCGAUUGAAAUAGGUUGCUUUGAACUCCUCCAAGUCACUCCUCUAAUCCGAAUGCUUAUCUUUUCGGUUUUCGGUGGUGUCGGGUUGAGCAAUCUUCAAACUCUGCCAAUCAACGUCACUUCACUCUUUAGUUCUAAUUGGAGCACCCACCUCAAUCACCAUUAGUAAACUAUUAAUAAAUUACAGAGUUUUCUCAUUCAUUGCUCGCUUGCCUUUUCACCAAAUUGGAAUUAUCAUCCAACGAUUGAGAGUAAGUCAAUAUUAUGUCCGAGAUCCAGGAAAUUUUACAGGAGAAUGGUAUCAAGAUUCUUCGCAGUGCUGAAUUCGGACGCUACUUGGUGGCGGAUAGGGACGUCGAACCAUUGAGUCUCAUCUUAAGGGAGGCUCCGAUAAUUUAUGGUCCAGGGGAUGAUGACCAAGAAGUGCAUCUUGGAGAAUUCCCAAUGUGCCUUGGGUGCUGCGUCAGACUUGUUAAAGGACAACGAUGUGAUUUGUGCGGUUGGCCAAUUUGCGGAAACAGGUGUCAACAGAUGAAAAUUCAUGCUCAGUAUGAAUGUGACCUAUUCCGGAAAGGAAACGUGACCUAUCCACCUCCACACACUUGGCUCGUUAUAAAUAAAAGCGUGCUAGUUCUUCGAUGUCUCCUUCUCAAACAAACUGGUCAAACAGACACUUGGGGAAAAAAUGUUGACGCCUUGGAGCAUCACACCCAAAUCCGCUACAAGAAAUCUUACUGCAUCAAGGGAGACGAGAUGCUGUUGGAAAAUUUGAAGUAUUUUCUCGGGCCUCUUAAAGAUGAUCUCAGGAGAGAAAUUGUGAAAAUUAGUGGGAUCAUUAAUGUCAAUGCCUUCAGUACUACCUCCAACUCAAAUAAUCGGAAUAAUGUGAUGAUUGCUCAAUGCAUUUAUGGAACGGCAAGUUUAUUUGCAAAUAGUUGCAUCCCAAAUUGCACUUGGAGAGUAGAACCGCCGCCUUCCCUGCAAAUCUGUGUGAGAUCUGCAGUUCCCAUUACGAAGGGGGAAAUGAUAACCAUUUCAUACAGUCCACAUGACACUUUGUGUGGAACUUUGCAAAGACAAGUUUCGAAUGAAGACGUAGCCCAUUUCAUUUGCACGUGUUCCAGGUGUAAGGAUCCUACAGAGUUUGGCACGUUUAUUUCUGCCGUCAAGUGUUGUAAUUGUGGAAAUGGAAACAAAGGCGACGAAGGAUUUCUUCUUCCACUUGAUCCACUUGUACCAGAAUCACCUUGGAUUUGCAAUUCUAAAAGUUGUGACGAAUCUCAGUCUGUUCAUAAAAUUGUCGCACAAACGUAUCCAAUUCAACAAAUGUUUGAAGCUACGAAAAGGUCAGGUUUGGAACGAUGCGAUGAAAUCAAAGAGUUGAAAAAUAUUUUGGAAGUUGGGAAAAACAUUUUUCAUCCCAACCACUACACGCUACAAGACAUUCGAAUGCACAUUGUAAAGAGGCAAAUCCCAGUUGUGAGCUAUUUAUCAGGAACAGAGCUCACCUACGUAAUACAUCAGACAAAGGUGCUGCUAAACAUGGCCAAUAUUUUGGCACCUGGGUUUUCACAAAUUAGAGCUCUUCUUCAACAUUUCCUUGCUCAAGAGUUACAAGCACUGCAGAAAAAAGACGCUACCCAACCUGAUGCGGAUAAAUCACAGUGUAAUUCCAUGGUUCAGUGUUUGGAGAGAAAUGCCCUAUUAUUUUUUCAGCAUCACAAUUUUCAUUCUGAAAAUGACACGAUUAUUAAAAUUAUCCAGGAUUCACUGAAAAUAGGAUAAAUAUUUAUCUUGUUUUUCAUACCAGUGUUGAGAUGUAUGUAUGUACAUGCAUAAUUUUAUACUCGUGUAAUUUUAUUACUCUCAUUUACAUAUUUAUUUAGCUCAGACCUCAUUAAAUGUUGAAGUCCUACAAUCCGUAA